AAGAAAGAAGGAUAGAAAGGACCGUAAAAAAAGAAGAAAAUUAAAUAACUAAAAAAAGAAAGAAUCAAAAGAAAAUCGAGCAUGGUAACAUUGUAAGAAUUCCUCUAAGAUGAUAAAGCGAUAGGGAAGGGGAAUGCACGAUGGAAGAAGGAAGUAGGGACGAGUGCAAGGAAAGGUUUGCUAUCCCCCUCUCUCUCUUUUCGAUUCAGAAUUGGUUCGCAAUGGUCCCUUUUUUUUUCAAUAAGCCUUUGUACCGGGUUCAACCCCAUGUGUCCUUCAUAACACCGGAAAGAACCGCAAAGACGAUUCCAGCUGUUUCUCGAUGGACCUUGGCUGCUGGUGCUGCAGUAUUCUUGUUUGCCAUGCAAGUUCCCAAGGUGAAAACCACGAUUUUACAGCCAAUUGCUUUCCUUGGAGACCACUUCAAGGACAAGACUCCUGAAGAAGACAAGUGGUUGUAAGCUACCAUGGAAGCAUGGAGUGAUCUUGGCCUUGUUUGUCUGUUUAUUUUCAAAGGCAAUGAGAUUUUUUCUUUACUAAAAUCAUAAUUAUUACGGUAGGGUUGAUGUGUGUAGAGAGAGCAAGACAAACAGAGUGCGUGCGUGCGUGUGUAGUGCAAAGUAAAGCC
Messenger RNA from Schizosaccharomyces octosporus yFS286, 628 nucleotides. RefSeq names its product reiske ISP-associated protein. Gene Ontology annotation, biological process: mitochondrial electron transport, ubiquinol to cytochrome c. The coding region runs from base 141 to 461 and encodes 106 amino acids. The record is from RefSeq and is a predicted model, not a curated record. Lineage: Eukaryota; Fungi; Ascomycota; Schizosaccharomycetes; Schizosaccharomycetales; Schizosaccharomycetaceae. The transcript has 5 exons.